This is a messenger RNA of Rhagoletis pomonella (apple maggot), 968 nucleotides long. RefSeq lists its product as uncharacterized. Bases 1 to 765 code for a protein of 254 amino acids. The record is from RefSeq and is a predicted model, not a curated record. The transcript is spliced from 3 exons. Lineage: Eukaryota; Metazoa; Arthropoda; Insecta; Diptera; Tephritidae. Gene Ontology annotation, molecular function: N-acetyltransferase activity.
AUGAUGCUUCGCGAAGUGCGCGCACAGAGUUUGCAGGAACUUGCCCUUAUACACGAUGGCUACGUCAUCCGCAUAAGCAACAAUAUUGGCGCUUUCCCAUUUAAUCUCUCGCAACUUUUUAGAGACAAUUUCAUGCAAAAUGAAAACACUUGCAUAGGAACCAAUCUGCUCAGCUCACCUCAGGCUAUUAAAGAGUUACAGAGGGAGUGCAGAGGGAUACUCAAGGAAAACAUCUCUUUUGCUGCACGCAAUCUUACCAAUGGCGAGUUGGCUGCCAUCGCUGUCAAUCAUCUAAUGUCUUCAAAGUUGCAAAAUGCUUCAUUGGGUGAUGCCAUGAACAACUUCCAAUCGCCUGAAAUGAAAUGCAUUUUUGGAGUUCUCCAACGCAUUGAAAGUAGCGUUGACAUCUACAGGGCUUUAGAAAUCGAUAGCGUAAUAGAGAUUGUCUUCCUAUCCACCGGCGCUAAUUACGUACAACGUGGACUAGCGAGUAUUUUAUCGGAGCACUCCAUCAAUUAUGCGCGUCGUUUACUAAGUGGCACACUGGCGGAGGAAGAUUUACCAGCGGCACAUGUGCGGACGCUUAAACCUGCUGCAGUUUGCUCCAUAUUCACAUCUCUAUUCACACAACGCAUUGGGCGCAAGUUUAAUUUCGAGAUUUUAAAUAAAGUGCCAUUUAGCGAAUUUUCAUUUGAGGGAAAAACAUUCGCUGAACGCAUAGAUCCCAUACAUGAGUUUGCGACAUUUGAAGCGUUGCGAUUGUGAGAGAUGGCUGAGUGGAAAAUGAGGUGGGGAAAGAUGUUAAAAAUACGCAAAUACAUACAUACAUACGUAUACGAUUAUGUUGCUAACCAGGUGUUUAUUGUGAAUAGAAUAUCGCUUGAGAUACGAGUAUUUGUAGAUUUGAAGUCAUAAAACUAAACGUUCCGAAAUAAAGGUCCUUGACAAAUCUUGGGCGUGUAGAGUAU